AGAGUAACUUCCGGCCAGGCCGCUGUUUGGGUGGCGCGGCCGAGUCCUCGCGGGCUUCGCCGCUUCGGGCUUCCACUGCCUUCCCCCCGCCUCGUGCGGGGGGUUGGGCGGCCGCGGGAGGCUGCUCAGACCUUCCCCGCGCCUGCGGUCGGCCCAGCGCCGUGGCUCUGCGCGCGGGGGCCCGGGGUCUGAGGGGCUGCGGCCUACCCGGGCCCGCCGCUCAGCCCCAUGAGGCACAGCCUGACCAAGCUGCUGGCAGCCUCGGGCCGCGACUUCCCGAACCACCGCGACAGCCAGGGUCCGUCCGCCACGCGCGCGCCGCCCCGGGACCCGACUGGGGCAGCGGCGGGGGCGGAGACGCCGAGGCCGGGAUCGCCUGACCGCGAGCAACCUCACGGGGACGCGGGCGAGCGGGAGGCCCGGAGGGGGAGCCGCGGUAGCGUGGCCGUGCGCGCGCCCGCGUCCUCGCCAGUGAAGAUGGAGGAGGAGGAGGAGGACGCGAUCGCUAUGGUCCCCAAAGAGGAGCCGGAGGACAUGGACUUUCUCUCCGGGCUGGAGCUGGCCGAUCUGCUGGACCCUCGGCAACCGGACUGGCACCUGGAGCCCGGGCUCAGCUCGCCCGGGCCUCUGUCCUCGUCCGGCGGAGGCUCGGAUAGCGGCGGCCUGUUGAGGGGGGACGACGACGACGAGACGGCGGCCGCAGAGAUGCAGCGCUUUUCUGACUUGCUGCAGAGGCUGUUAAACGGCAUCGGAGGCUGCAGCAGCGCCAGCGACCGCGGCAGCGGGGAAAAGAGGCGGAGAAAGUCCCCGGGAGGAGGCGGUGGCGCCAACGACAGCAACCAGGCUGCGACCAAGAGUCCCCGGAAGGCGGCGGCGGCCGCUGCCCGUCUUAAUCGGCUCAAGAAGAAGGAGUACGUGAUGGGGCUGGAGAGUCGAGUCCGGGGACUGGCAGCCGAGAACCAGGAGCUGCGGGCCGAGAAUCGGGAGCUGGGCAAACGCGUGCAAGCAUUGCAGGAGGAGAGUCGCUACCUACGGGCUGUCCUAGCCAACGAGACCGGACUGGCUCGCCUGCUGAGCCGGCUGAGCGGCGUGGGACUGCGGCUGACCACUUCACUCUUCAGAGACUCGCCCGCCGGUGACCAUGACUACGCCCUGCCGGUGGGGAAGCAGCCGCAGGAGCUGCUGGAAGAGGACGACGCGGCGGGAGGAGUGUGUCUCCAUGUGGACAAGGAUAAGGUGUCGGUGGAGUUCUGCUCGGCGUGCGCUCGGAAGGCGUCGUCGUCUCUUAAAAUGUAGGGUCAAGUAAUCUGCUCUUUAUCCGCGUUUACCCCUUUCUACUCCCUUACACCAUGUAAAACACCUUAGUGGGACAUCUUCACCGGACGCAUUUCAGAGGCGGAAAAAAAAGUAAUAUUAAAUCUUUUAAGUGUUUAGCUAAAAAGCAUGAAUGUGACACUGUAACCAACUCCUAAUGAUAACCUGUGACUAUUAAAUCUCUCUGACAGUUUCUUUUUUAGGUGAUUUCCUUCCUGCCAGGCUCCGUUGUAGGGGUUACAGAACAGUCGUUCCCGCCUCACAACCUGUGGAUACAGCUGUUGGGGCAGAAGAGACGGGACCAGCUGCUGGCCACAUUUCCUGCUUUAUUUUAAAAGGUAGUAUAAGAAAUAAGGAAACAGAGGUAAUAUCAGGGCUUCUGCUGUCUUUUAUUUUUAAAAUGUUCAUAAUUAAGUAUUUUCCAGCAGUCCAAAGAUGUAAGUUAUCCUACAAGUAAGAUGUUUUAUUUUGUUAUUUGGUUAUGGAAAUGGAAUCUUGUUCUUGCACAACUAACUGUAAAUGUUUUGUUGCUAGAUAAUAUGAUUUUGAGACCUAAAUUAGUCUCUGGUUUUUCAGUAUAUCACAUUUUGUAAAAUUACCUACUGCACUUGAGCAUGAAUGGGUAGUAGCCAAACUCACAACUUGGAGUGACGGACCUGCUUCUACAAGGGUAGGAACAAGCCCCCACAAUGCAGCUGCAUGGAUUUUAGUGCCUACUGAAUUAUAUAUAUAUACAUAUAUAUAUAAACCAAAAGUAGUUGGAAACUUAUUUGAAAUGACUAAUUUGUGCUCUUUCUGAAGUAUGUUAAAUGUAGCUUUUGAAACAGAAGCCUUGAAUUGAAAUUUAAUACUUGAACUUUUUUGUAUAUAUUUCUUUGUAUAUAAUUUUGUGCAGAACCAAUGACAAAAAUAUGGUGUCAUAAUAAAAUCAGGUUUGUUGAUCUUUCAGUCAUGGGCUCAAAGAAUUUAUUCAUCUCUAAUGUGACAUUGGAAAGUAAUGGAUGAAAAUAGGAAAAAUGGUUGUUGUUAAUAUAGAUUUUAAUCAAAAGGUUCUGGAAGCAGUAAGUUUUCCCAAAAAGUUAUACCAUUUCUGUGGAAUAUUUUCUUAACCUCAGUGCUUUAACUGCAUUUGAAGUGUAGGCUUGGGGAAAAUCAGUUUUUGAAUUUGGAUGUUUUGAAAUUCCAAGUACCAAGUUCUAGACUGUCAUUUUAUAAAUGGCAGUUUGGAGAAUUAGGAGUUCUCGACAGUGGCAAGAUUAGAGUGUCUUAUUUUUAAAGCUGCUUUCUUAGGUUCCUUAUGUCUUAUUAACUGUCUUUUCUGUUUCCAUUUCAUUGUUUCUUUUCUAGUUUUGGUGACAAUGAUUUUUGUCAUUUUUUUGCAUCAACUCAUGGUCUUGUGUUUACAUGGUAACUGCAUGUAUUUAGGACCUAUCAGGGGCUUUAAAGAAAUUUGAUCAUAUUUAUGUGUAAGCACAUUUUACUGUAAAUGUUUGGGUUUAAUUUACAACAGUUGUUUAUUUCAGUGUGUAGUAAACAGUAAUCUUAAGUGUCCUGUUCACUACUUGUUAAUUAAAAAAGUUAUGAUUAAUAUAAAACUGUUGUCUUACUAUUUUUAGAAAAUUGUGUUGUGAAUAAUUAGUAUUUUGAUAGAGUUCUGAAAUACAAAAUAGAUUCCUUUGAAAUUUUCAAGUUUGUGUGUAUUUACUGUGAUGGUUGAGAACAAUUUAGUAUUUGGGAAACCGUUUCAGGUUUUUUUCCCUGAUUUGUACCCAUGUAAAAAUGCUAGAAAACCUAAAAAUGUACCUGUCUUCCUAUGGUAGUUAAUAUUCAUACAUUAAUUGACUAACACAUAUUGGCAUAGUAAUUCUAUCAUAGUGGCUUAAGUUUUUAUCCUUUUUUUUAACCAUACUUAAAAGUAUGUUUGUUAAAAAAUGUAGUCACACCUCUGAUAUAUCCGACAAAGUAUUCAAAAUAUUUUAAAUAUCUGUACAUUUCAUACUCGCUAAAUUAAUCUCUUUCUCUUCUCUUUAAACAGCUUAGCAGUAUCUGCAAAAACGAAUCUUUUCCUACAACCUGUUAACUGACUGGACUGAUGGUAACAGUAAUUGUGGGAGCCAUGUCGGUCAAAAAUUUGGCAUCUGCUGAAAAACAUGAAUGCCAUUUCCAAGGUCCCAAAUUACUUCUAUACUGAUUACACUUUCCAGAAAUGGAGAUAUGAAAAGAUUCUCUGGAAUGCUUGAAAGACUUAAUAGAAAUCCAUGAGACUAAGUUAAUUUUUGGAACAAAAUUUACACCUUUUUUUUUUUUUUUACAUUCAUGGCAAUGACACUAAAUUUAUUGCAUACUUUAAAAAAAAUUGUAACCAUUGGAGAAGAGAAUUAUAGUGUUCCAGAAACAUUAGAUUUUUAUACAAUCAAGGACAUUUUGUGGCAUUAGACUUAGUGGGUGAGAAUGACAUAAAUAGGCUAGCAGUGAUCACAAACCUUGUGAGUUUGUAUUCUGGAAUGUAAAGAGCUGCUUUGGAAGACAGACACCUUGCUGAGUAGAAUAAAGUCCUUAACUAAAAGAUUAGUGUUUUAAAAUAGAUGGAUUGAUUGUAUGUUUUGAAAAAGUGAUUCCAAAUAAUGUGCGAGUGCUAAUUUAGGGUAUCAUGAGCAUGUGUGCAAAUUCCAAGGUUUGGAAUCUUGGAUGUUCUGAGUACUUGAUCUCGUUGAAUGUGUUGAGGUUUUUGAUGAAUGAUACAGUUUCUACUUUUCUGUGAUAAAAUUUCUGUAGUAUUCUGUAAGGAUCUUUAUAUUCUGGAUGAUAAUGGCUAACUUCAUAAGUAAAAAAGCACUUAGAACCCAAUUAUUUUUCAUUAUUGUUGGAAUAUGCUAAUGCAUCUUUCAUCUGGUCUAGAUUGAGUUAUUUUUUGGCUCACUUGGAAAAUAAGCAGAUAGAAGAGGGAGAUGAUAGGAAGUGUAGUGUUAAUUACACUGUAACUUUGGUAAGCAAAAUCCAUCCAGGUUGCUCUUUUUCUUGUAUUUGUCUAUAUGUUCAGUGCCCAGAAAGCCAAACAGUAAAGGGAAUUUCCACAGACUUAUCUUUAAAGUGACUGAUGCUCCUAUAGAACAGACCUUGAAUACAGCCCUGACAGAACAGUGUGGAUAAUUCACUAAAAUGUAUUGUAAUAAUAUGCAGUUACCUGGUUGAGGCAUUUUGAAGGUAGAGAUCAUUUUUUUUUUUAACUAAAUAAAUGGUUCUUCAACACUGAA
Molecule: messenger RNA, 4568 nt
Organism: Grammomys surdaster
Lineage: Eukaryota; Metazoa; Chordata; Mammalia; Rodentia; Muridae
Gene: Crebzf
Product: CREB/ATF bZIP transcription factor
Exons: 2
Coding region: 229-1296 (355 amino acids)
Biological process (GO): regulation of DNA-templated transcription
Molecular function (GO): DNA-binding transcription factor activity
Source: RefSeq, a predicted model, not a curated record